Molecule: messenger RNA, 1313 nt
Organism: Nothoprocta perdicaria
Lineage: Eukaryota; Metazoa; Chordata; Aves; Tinamiformes; Tinamidae
Gene: DNAJC8
Product: DnaJ heat shock protein family (Hsp40) member C8
Exons: 9
Coding region: 1-753 (250 amino acids)
Cellular component (GO): nucleus
Source: RefSeq, a predicted model, not a curated record
AUGGCGGCGGCGGCGGGGCAGGGUGCGGGGGGCGCCGCCGAGGAGGCGUUUCUCACCUUCUACAGCGAGGUGAAGCAGAUCGAGAAGCGAGACUCGGUUUUAACGUCAAAAAACCAAAUUGACAGGCUCACCCGACCUGGAUCUUCGUAUUUCAACCUGAACCCCUUUGAGGUUCUGCAAAUGGAUCCGGAAGCCACAGACGAAGAGAUAAAGAAAAGGUUCCGGCAGUUAUCAAUACUGGUACAUCCGGACAAAAAUCAAGAUGAUGCGGAUAGAGCCCAGAAGGCCUUUGAAGCUGUAGAUAAAGCGUACAAGUUGCUACUAGAUCAAGAGCAAAAGAAGAGGGCCUUGGAUGUGAUACAGGCAGGAAAAGAGUAUGUGGAACAUACUGUGAAAGAAAAAAGGAAGCAGUUGAAGAAGGAUGGAAAACCUCCCAUUGUGGAAGAGGAUGAUCCUGAAGUUUUCAAACAGGCUGUGUACAAACAGACCAUGAAGCUGUUUGCUGAGCUGGAAAUAAAGAGGAAAGAACGAGAAGCUAAAGAAAUGCACGAAAGGAAGCGGCAGAGGGAAGAGGAAAUUGAGGCCCAGGAGAAAGCUAAACGAGAGCGAGAAUGGCAAAAGAACUUUGAGGAAAGUCGGGAUGGUCGUGUGGACAGCUGGAGAAAUUUCCAGGCAAAUACAAAGGGGAAGAAAGAAAAGAAAAACAGGACCUUCCUGAGGCCUCCCAAAGUAAAAAUGGAGCAGCGUGAAUGAUCCUGGCAGCACUGCCCAAGUGCGGCUCCUCAGUCCCCUCCCUGCUUUUAAGGACUCAUUGGCACCUAGAGUAAGAAUAGCUUUUUAGUAGACCGUUUGUUUCCAGUACGAUUAAUUAUUGGUCAAAGUAUUUUUUUGUACUCUGUCCAUUUGAACUAGGGCCAUAAUGUGACCUUGGCCAGGAACCCGCUAUGCGUAGAGCACUUGGCUUAGGAGGGUCUGCCGUUAYUGCUGUCCCAUGUGUCUGCUGCCCUGUAACUCGGUGUUUUGUACUUCCCACAUUGUGCUGUUUCACCUCUUUCCUUUCUAGUUUGAGAGCUGAACAAAAUGUCUGAAACGCAUCAGUCCUUUUUCCAGGCGUCGUUUUUCUCGGCCAGUCCGGCUUUGGAAAGAUCCAGGCUGGCUCUGGGAAUCCGCUUCCAGCACCGUGCAGCUCCUCACCGAGCCCACGGUGCUUGGAAAACACCAUCCCUACUCCCAGCCCUGAGAUCUGGUUUCCAAACGAAAAUCCCGGCUCUCAGGCUUAGAGUUCUGUUAAUCUCAGACGAGCUGGUCUUUCC